AUGCAAAUUGCGGAUCACGCGGCAUACCUGGAGGAGGUGUCGGUGACGGCCUGCCCCAAGCUGCUGCCGGCGCUCAUCAAGGCGCUGGAGGCGCAGGGCCACCCCAUCCUGUCGCCCUCAGACCGCGCCGGCCUGCACCCGCUGCUCAUACCCCUGGCGUCAUGCCCCCCGCCCCCUGGCGGCCCCGACGCGGCGGCGCCGGCCGGCAGCGAGUCUGUGGUGCUGGGGCUGCUGCGGUGGGCCGACCCCGGGCGCCACAAGGGCAUGGCGCUGCCGCUGGUGUCGAUGAGCCGCGGGGCGCGGGGCGUGAGGCUGGUGGCGCGCAGCGUGGACGAAUACCUGCACAGGCUCCUGGCGGAGGAGGACGCCGCGGCCGGCAGCGGCGGCCCAACCCCGCUGGCCGACGCCGCGAGCGCCUCCGACGCGGCGGGCGUGGCUGAGCUGUACUCGCGGGGCGCUGUGGAGCGGCUGGGGCUGGGCGGCGCCAAGUUCAACCUCUACCUCAUCAAGAAGGUGGGCAUGUUUCCUGACGUGGCGGAGGCGCUGUCCCUCGGCCACCUGGCGCGCGGCGACGCCACCAGCGCCAUGGUGGCGGGGGAGUGGUGA
Molecule: messenger RNA, 606 nt
Organism: Monoraphidium neglectum
Lineage: Eukaryota; Viridiplantae; Chlorophyta; Chlorophyceae; Sphaeropleales; Selenastraceae
Exons: 6
Coding region: 1-606 (201 amino acids)
Source: RefSeq, a predicted model, not a curated record